Caenorhabditis sp. 36 PRJEB53466 is the source of this 1339-nucleotide messenger RNA. Lineage: Eukaryota; Metazoa; Nematoda; Chromadorea; Rhabditida; Rhabditidae. The record is from the annotation of a GenBank genome assembly.
AUGGAUCACUUUCUCAAAUUAUUGCCCAAAUUGACGCCUCAAUUGAGAAAGGUGAGAUGUCGUCGGUUCGGGAUUAUUUCCCAGGAGUAAGGCGAAUUAUUUGGAGAGCAACGGAGGAAGGUUUUAUGGUUGAAUGGAAAGGAAAUUACUGGUGGAAAAUUGGAGUAAACAGCGCUCGUUUCUUUCUUUUUCCAAUUGAAUUCAAUUUGAAAGAUGAAGGAAUAGUUUAGUUUGAUAAAUAAUUCUAUCCCUCUUAUCUGCAAGAAUAGAAACGCAUUCAACAGAAUAAUUCAUGAAAUGGUGUUUGAAAAGUACAUUUUGAGUUCAGGGUGACUGUGGGAAAAUCGCCGUGAUCGGUGGAUCCAUCGAGUACACGGGAGCUCCAUUCUUCGCCGCAAAUUCGGUCGCCCAUCUCGGGGCCGACCUCAUCCACGUCUUCUGCUCGGCAGAUGCGGCUCCGGUCAUCAAAGGAUAUUCUCCCGAUCUGAUCGUCCAUCCCGGAAUGACUGCCGCUUCGAUUCUUCCGAAGCUCGGCCGAAUGGAUGCGAUUGUGAUCGGACCAGGACUAGGGAGAAAUGCGAGCAUUUGGCCGUUGAUGCAGGACCUUUUCCAGUUCGUUAAAGGAAAAAACGUGCCAUUUGUGAUUGACGGCGUAAUUCAAAAGUUCAAAGAGUGUGAAAUGACGUUUAAUUUGCAGGACGGCCUGUGGUUUGUGUCAGAGCACAUAGAAAAGUUCCCACGGCAGAUGGUGAGCACGGUGCUCACUCCGAACUUUGUCGAGUUCUCCCGCUUGUGCAAGUCGGCUCUCGGAGAGGAAGAUGUGCUCGGAGUGAAGAGUCACACGCAACUGCAGCACUUGGCAGCCGAACUGAGCAGAAAAAUGGAUGUGACAAUAUACAUGAAAGGAGAGGUGGAUCUGGUUGUUACUCCGAAUGGAGAAGGUCAGUCAAUUGCUCUCUACACCCAGAAAACGAAAUUGUCAUUACAGUGUCGAGAUGCUCAACCGAUGCAAGUCUCCGUCGAUGCGGUGGUCAAGGAGAUGUGACUGCCGGCAGUCUGGGACUCUUACUCUACUGGGCUCAGAGGUCUGCCACUUCAAUAACAAAGCACACAAAAACAGAGACACUUCAGAAACCUCGGCGACGACUGGACAUCAGCACAUCACGAGGCAGGAAUAGCUGCAAGUUGGUUGGUCAGAACAGCAGGAAGACGAGCAUUCGAAAAGCACGGACGGUCGAUGAACACGCCUUCGAUGCUCGACGAGAUUCCGAAACUAGUACAAGACGUGGAGACGCGCGAACUGAAAGAUGUCGUUCACUCGGACAGCUCUAAACAUUGA